This is a messenger RNA of Acanthosepion pharaonis, 4803 nucleotides long. Lineage: Eukaryota; Metazoa; Mollusca; Cephalopoda; Sepiida; Sepiidae. The record is from the annotation of a GenBank genome assembly.
AUGUUUAAUAUCUAUCUAUCUAUCUAUCUAUCUAUCUAUCUGAACAACUGUUUUCCCACUUGCUGCUCUCGUCACUGUUGUUGUUGUUGUUGCUGUUUUCCCUUCUUCUUCUUCUUCUUCUUCUUCUUCUUCUUCUUCUCCGCCACUACCUCCUCCUCCUCCUCCUCCUCCUUCUUCUUCUUCUUCUUCUUCUUCUUCUUCUCCACCACUACCACCUGCUCCUCCUCCUCCUCCUUCUUCUUCUUCUUCUUCUUCUUGCCUUUUUUUCUCUGUUUCUCACAUUUUUCUUUUUUCCUUCUUCAGGGAGCGUCACGAUUCCAUCCUUCUAUUUACUCAAUUUUUACCAAUGUUUGUCAAACGCCAAAGAAAUCUUGUAUGACUCGAUUAAUUCUUCAUUUGACAAUUCCUUUGACUUCAUUACUCUUUUCAGUUUUACUUUUGUUUAUUUGUUUUAAAUUCUUUCUCUUUCUUUGUUCAACGUUUUUUUUUAACUUUGUGGCUUCCUUCGUAUUCGCCAUUUUUCUUUUUUCGAUUUUUCUCCAUUUUCACUGCCCCCGAUUUUCAUUUUGUUAUUACCAACUUUUUAUAAUUUCUUCCUUUUACCUAAUUUUAAUUCUCCACUACUUCUUAUUAUUAUUCUUCCUCGUCCUCCUCCUCUUUUUCUAUAUUCUUAUUUGUCCCUUUUUAUUAUCUCUUCUUCUUCUUCUUCUUCUUCUUCUUCUUCUUGACUCGUUAAUUUUCUUCUUUGCUUCUCCGAACUUUUUCCUUCUUUAUCUUUUUUCUAUUCCUUUUUCUAUUCUUCUUCUUCUUCUUCUUCUUCUUCUUCUUCUUCUUCUCCCUCCUUCUACUCCUCUUCUUCUUCUUCCUCCUCCUACUCCUCUUCUUCUUCUUCUGCUUCUUCCUCCUCCUCCUCGUUCUUCUUCUUCUUCUUCUUCUUCUUCUUCUUCUAUCACCACGAUAUUUAUUCUUAUUAUUUCUUUUUUAUUCUUACCUUUCUUUUUCUUCUUCUUCUACUUUUUCUUUUUCUUCUUCUUCUUCUUCUUCGUCUUCUUUUUCAAUUUUCCUUUUCUUCUUCUUCGUGAUGCUUCAAUUUUCUUCUUUCCUUCGACCUUUUUCUUUCUUAUCUUUUACUAUUCCCUUUUCUUCUAUACCUUUUUCUUCUUGUCUUUUUUUCUCCAGCUCUUAUUUCGAUUCUCAUUUUUUCUCAUUCUUCUUCUUCUUCUUCUUCUUCUUCUUCUUCUUCUUCUUCUUCUUCUUCUUUCCCUUAUUUACUUUUUCUUCUCAAUUCCGCCGUUCUUUUUCCUUCCUCCACAUUUUAUUCUCUUCUUCCGGUUUUUUCUUUGGCCCUUCUCUUCUUUCGGUCUUCCAUUUUCUCAUUUAGAUUUACCUUCCCUUCCCUCUCCAUUUUCUUCUCAAAAUCUUUCUUCCUUUCCUCCUCUUUAUUUCCCAAUCCCACUUCUCUCUUCUUCUCUAUUUUUUCCUUUCUCUUUUUCCUUCUUUGUUCCCUUUCAUAUGUCCAUCAAUUCUGCAUCACUUCUCUCUUCUAUACCUAACUCUCUCCUCUCUCUCUUUCUCUUUGUCAAUCUCUCUAUCACUCUUUACUUUCUGUCACGGACUCUCUCUCUCUUUCUCUCUCUCUCUCUCUCUCUCUCUCUCUCUCUCUCUCUUUCUCAUUCCUUCGCUUUUUGUCAUUUCCCGACUUCUCCUACAUUGCCUCUCACACACUUCCUCUGUAUCCCUAUUACACUCUCUCUAUCCUACUCUCUUGCUCUCUCUCCCUCUUCCACUAUUUUACUCUCAGCCAUUCUCUCACUCCCGCAAUCGUUGUCUAAAUCACGUUCUGUUCUCCUCUCCCUCACUCUGAAACUCACUCUCUCUCACUUUCACUUUACCCCUCUCUUACUAUCUGUAUCAAUCUUUCUAUCCUUAGUUUACAUUCUCUAUCACUCUUCCUCUGUAUUCUUAUUGCACUCUCUCUAUCCUACCCUUACGCUCUCUCUCUCUCUCUCUCUCUCUAACUAUUUUACUGUCAGCCAUUCUCUCACUCCCGCUAUCACAACACUCUCUAUCAAUUUCUUCCUGUAUCACUCGCUCAGUCUCUCUAUCCCACCCUCACAUAUUUACAGACUCUUUUUCUCAAUACGUCUCUCUCCAUCAUUUUAUUUGUCUUUCUCAUUUCCCUUCUACCACGCCGCGAAUAGCUUCCUUAUUCUCUCCCACGCACUCACUCUCUUUAUAUUAGUGUCUCACACUCUCUAUAUCCCAGUAAUAGAAUCUUACACCAACUCUCACACUUCCUCUCUCAACCUCUCGCACACUUCUCUAUCUCUAUCUAUUGCAGUCUCACUCUUAUAUUCCCUCUUUAUCUUCCUUAACCUUUCACUCACUCUAACUCUAACUCUAUCUAACUCUCCAACGGUUAUUCUUAUAAUGCCCUCUAUAUCUCACUCUCUCCUAUUACACUUUCGCUGGCUUUAUACACUUCUCUCCUUCUCUCUCUUGUUCACAAUUCCAUUUUUCUUUGACAGAAAGAUGAAAAUCCGAACAAAGGUCAUUUGGGUCACUUCUUCAUUUUAUCCCCCCGUUCUUUUUAUUUUAUUUUAUCCCCGUUCUUCAUUUACCCCGCGUUCUCCAUUUUAUCCCCCACCGUUCUUCAUUUUAUCCCCCGUUCUUCAUUUGAUCCCCCCGUUCUUCAUUUUAUCCCCCGUUCUUCAUUUGAUCCCCCGUUCUCCAUUUUAUCCCCCCACCGUUCUUCAUUUUAUCCCACCCCGUUUUUCAUUUUAUCCCCCGUUCUCAUUUUAUCCCCGUUCUUCAUUUUAUCCCCCCCGUUCUUCAUUUUAUCCUCCCGCCGUUCUUCAUUUUAUCCCCCGUUCUCAUUUUAUCCCCCCGUUCUUCAUUUUAUCCCCCGUUCUUCAUUUUAUCCUCCCCGUUCUUCAUUUUAUCCCCCUUCUUCAUUUACCCCGCGUUCUCCAUUUUAUCCACCACCGUUCUUCAUUUUAUCCCCCGUUCUUCAUUUUAUCCCCAUUUUAUCCCCCGUUCUUCAUUUUAUCCCCCGUUCUUCAUUUUAACCCUCCCCGUUCUUCAUUUUAUCCCCGUUCUUCAUUUUAUCCCCCUCCUGUUCUUCAUUUUAUCCCUCACCCGUUCUUUAUUUUAUCCCCUUCUUCAUUUACCCCCGUUCUUCAUUUUAUCCCCCCCCGUUCUUCAUUUUAUCCCUCCCCGUUCUUCAUUUUAUCCCCCUCUCUUCCUCCUCCUCUUCUUUUUCUUCUCUCUUUUAUUCGUCUUCUUAUUUUCUUCUUUUUCCAUUACUUCUUCUCCAUCUUACUCUUCUCUUUCUCCUUUCCUCCAACUUACACUCCUUUUAUUCUCUCUUUUUCUUCUCUUCGCUCUCUCUCUCUCUCUUACUCUACUUUUUGUUUCUCUUUUUGUUUCGUCCUUCUUCUCUUUACUCUUCUUUUUCUUUCUCUAUUUCCUUUCUUUCUUUUCCACCUUACUCUUCUUUUUCUUUCUCUAUUUUCUUUUCUUCUUUUCCACCUUACUCUUCUUUUUCUUUCUCUAUUUUCUUUUCUUCUUUUCCACCUUACUCUUCAUUUUCUUUCCUUCUUCUCCGCCUUACUCUUCUUUUUCUUUCCUUCUUCUCCACUUUACUCUUCUUUUUCUUUCCUUCUUCUCCACCUUACUCUUCUUUUUCUUUCUCUAUUUUUUUCCUUCUUUUCCACCUUACUCUUCUUUUUCUUUCCUUCUUCUCCACCUUACUCUUAUUUUCUUUCUUUUUUUUCCUUCUUUUCCACCUUACUCUUCUUUUUCUUUCCUUCUUCUCCACCUUACUCUUCUUUUUCUUUCUCUAUUUUCUUUCCUUCUUUUCCACCUUACUCUUCUUUUUCUUUCCUUCUUCUCCACCUUACUCUUCUUUUUCUUUCUCUAUUUUCUUUCCUUCUUUUCCACCUUACUCUUCUUUUUCUUUCCUUCUUCUCCACCUUACUCUUCUUUUUCUUUCUCUAUUUUCUUUCCUUCUUUUCCACCUUACUCUUCUUUUUUUUCUCUUUUUCUUUCCUUCUACUCCAGCUUAUUCUUCUUUUUCUUUACUUCUUCUCCUCCUUACUCUUCACUUUCUUUCUUUUUUUCCUUCUUCUCCACCUUAUGCUUAUUUUUCUUCCUUUCUUUCUUUUUCUUCUCCAUCUUUUUCUUCUUUUUUUCUUUUCUUCUCCUGCAUCUUACUCUUCUAUUUCUUUCUCUUUUUCUUUCUUCCUUCUUUACUUUAAUCGUUUUUUCUUUCUCUUUUUCUUUCAUUCUUCUUCACCUUACUCUUCUUUUUCUUUCAUUCUUCUUCACCUUACUCUUCUUUUUCUUUCUCUAUCUUCUUCUCUAACUUACACUUCUUCUUUUUUCUUUCCUUCUUUUUCACCUUACUCUUCUUUUCUCUUUUUUCUUCUCCACUUUCUUUUUUUUUCUUUUUCUUUCCUUCUUUUUCACUUUACACUUCUUUUUCUUUCUCUUUUUCUUUCUUUCUUUUCCACCUUACUCUUCUUUUUCUUGCUCUUUCUUUCUUUUCCACCUUACUCUUCUUUUUCUUUCUCUUUCCUACUUCUCCACCUUACUGUUCUUUAUCUUUCUCUUUUUCUUUCCUUCUUUUCCACCUUACUCUUCUUUUUCUUUCUCUUUCCUUCUUUUCUGUCUUACUCUUCUUUCUCUUUUUCUUUCCUUCUUUUCCACAUUAAUCUUACUCUUCUUUUUCUUUCUCUUUCCUUCUUCUCCACCAUACACUUCUUUUUCUUUCUAUUUUUCUUUCCUUCUUUUCCACCUUAA